Molecule: messenger RNA, 3312 nt
Organism: Linum trigynum
Lineage: Eukaryota; Viridiplantae; Streptophyta; Magnoliopsida; Malpighiales; Linaceae
Source: the annotation of a GenBank genome assembly
GUUCUUAUCUCUUUCUAAUUUUCUCUGAAAUUCCCUCCAUCGUGCAAUAGUUUGCGUGCUUUCACUUCCUAGUAUAAGGAGCAUUUGAAAAUCAACAUUCGGGUAUCUCUUGGCACUGAAGUUUUAUUCUUAGGAAUUUAGGCUGGCAAGUAGAAGAUUUCAACUCUCAUAUCAAUCCAUGGCGAAUAGAAUGGAGUUCAAUCAAGUAGUUAUGGUCUGUCCUUGAUUAUCUCGCUUGAUUCCUCUGCAUUGGCAUCACCCAAUGGUUCUGUCUCUCCUCGAUGUACUACCAGAAGAACUAUUUUGUUGCUUCUAUUGCUGAAGGCAAUGUUUGAUCAGUUAUACCUUUCGCCUUUACUCAUCUUCAUAUACCAGGCAUUGACCUUUAAUAGGUUUUCGGUUUCCGGCCAAGGUUAAUCGCUUUGCACAUGUAAGUUAUUCAUUUCUUCUCUAUGUCUCAUGGUUUUAUCUUUCUGAUUAAUAACAAAACGACUUUUAUUUCACGUUGUCUCAUGAGCACAACAUGCAGAAUAUCUAUUUCUUUUGAUAUUAUUGCCUAAUACGAUGUUUAAAGCUCGGGGGAUCUCCUGCGUCAUUUCUCCUCUUUCUGUUAUUAGGUUACAACUUCAAUGAGUUUCUAUCUACAUAUAAGGUUCAUCGACUUGAACUGGUAGGCUAUUAUUUCCUUCCCGAUUUAUCUAAGUUUGUUGUUUAUGAAUGAUUUUUAUAAAAUAUAGAAAAUGAAUUUGAACGAUGGUUUGGGUACUAUAUUUGUUUGUAAGCAAAAGAGAUGUUUGUGUAGAACAGGGCAGUUGUACUUUCCUAGAGCCCUGUCUAAUUUUUUGUUGUUUGUUUCCGAUACUUUAUUUUUGUUCUUUGCUUAGCUAUUGAAAUAAUAAAAUAAGAUCAAAAUUAGAAGAAAAAAAAGUUUCUUUUCAACUACAAUAUUUUCACUCAUAUUUGAUUUUGUGAUAACUAAUGUUCUCCGCAACCAUAAUUUUCCUCAUUAAUUUUUAUUCUUAUGGUCCAACUCACUAAUCAAAUUUUGAUAUUGUUUUAGAAUUAGUUAGAAAUUGAGCUUUCAUGCAACAGUCUAGGAGUUUGGGGUGUUGAACUUGGAGUAGAAGAGUUAGGAUUGAGUUUGAGAAUGAGAGUGGUGGGGGGGGGGGGGGGGGAAUUCAACUGUAGCAGGUUAAGGCAGAGAAGAGGGAGUUACUGAGGGUAGUGAUCGAAUUGAGGAGGGUGUUGAAAGACGCGGAAGCAAAACUGGAGCAGUUGAAGAGAGAGAAGUGAGAGAUGAUGAGGAUAUUAAUGAAAAUGGAGAGGAUAUUGAAGGACAUGGAAGUGUGCUGAAGCAGGUGAAAGCAUGCAAUGGGGGAGAUGAGCAUAUUUAUGGAAUUGGAGAUGAGUUUUGGUUUUAGCGAACUUAUUAGAAUUGCCCCUGAGGAAGAUGAGUUGGCAAAACACAGGAAGGGGAUUGAGGAGUUGAAGAGCGAGUUGACAAGAACCCCAAUUGGAAGAGAAAUUGAGGGCCGCAGAGAGAAGGUCCAUCAAAGUAGCAAAAAUGGAGUUGCAGAAGGAGGAUUAGAAAGUGAAUGUUUGGUUGAAACAUAUGCUUCUUGAGAUUGAAGAUAGAGUAGAUAAAAAUUUGGUCGUUCAAUGGAGAGUGGUGGCUAUUGGAUCAUUAGGUUUAUGGUUUUUGCAGCUACCACAACCUAAUUCUAUCUUAAAACGAGUAAUUAUUGACUGAUUUAAUGAAGUAGGUCGAUUCUUUAUUCAGCCUGCUGGAACUGAUAGAUAAGAACUGUCUAAUUUUGCGUCAUAUUACUUUGAUCGAGUCUAUUAGUAUAUUGGAGGUAAUCCAAUUUUGUCGUUUGCUCUCAAGUUUUGAUGGUCCUCUCUUAGCUGAGUUGUUAGUAUAUAGUUGACUUUAACCUACAACCAUCCAUUUCUUUUUUAUUAGUGGCAUAUUGCCCCCAAAAUGAGAGCAUUGAACCAUUUACGUAGGAUUGUGAGGUUUUAGAUUCAGUUUCAAACUAUCUAUGGGUCGUGUGGGAAUUCUAGUGAGCUUUUAUACUCUAUCUUUCUUAACAAUCAACUAACUAAUAACAUAUUAACUGGGCUUAAAUAUCAUUAUGAAAAUGAGAUGUUUUAUACAUUUUUAUAUUUUAUUUUCUCAAAUGAUGAUGAUAUUUCUCUGAAUGUUUGACCUAUAUAUUCUUUCUUUAUGUUUCAUCUCAAUUGAAAGAUUGUCAAUAAAAUUAAACGGGUUGAUAGACUUUAACGUAACAUAAAAAGUAUAAAAAAAUCAAAUAUAAACAUUCCGGCCAACGGGCCGGGUUAUAAGCUAGUACAUUAUAAUGUAUGAAAACUUGAAAGGAUGGUCAUUUCCAGCCUAUGAUUAUUGCUAUCGUUUGGAUGGAUCAAUUGUAAAACGAGACAAUUUGACCAAUUGUUUCAUUUUACAAAACGAGUCAUUUAAAACGAGUCAAUUCAGAUUACCUGCCAAACCCAAACUCAAAUUCAUGGAUUUAUUCAUGAAAAAACUCGGGAUAAAUACACAACUAGGAUUAUGCCAAAUUGAUUAAGCAAUGCAAGUUUUGUAAUUAAAGUUUUUGUUGGCCUUUAAUAUUUCAUUUAUUGAUGCAUUUAGCCUUUCAAACAUUGUUGUUUAAGUCUAUUUAAUUGCCUUUAUGACUUUCUUUCAUUUAAAUUAACUUUUGAUUAAUCGAGUUAGCCAAGCAUUUGGAGAAGGAUCCCCUUCAAGAAUAAAUAAAAUUGCAAAAUAAACAAGAACGGGCGGGGUUUCCGUUACAUAGGUGGAUGGCUCUAUGUAUGUUUAGAUCGCAUUCGUGCAACUAUCCAAGAUCGCGGUUCAUCGGUGAUGUGCCUUUGCCCUCUUGGCGAUUAGGAUGCUCUUUUGGGAUGCAUUUCGUUGGUGUUUGGCUCAUUCUUACAGUAGUGCUUUAUUUUGUGGUGAUGCGCAGGUGAUUGUCAGGAUGAUCAAUGCGAGGGACUCGUCGCACAUAGUGAGUGGAGUUUUUCUGCAAGGAACUCAGGUGUUGCAGACUUCAUUCCUUUAUGCAACAUUUCUUUUCGCUCCCCGUGGGUAUAUUAGGGCUGUGUUCAUUCUUUGCCUGAUCCAGUGCUGGUGGGAAAUAUGAAACAUGGACUUGACUUGAUUGGGCCCUACGCGGCUUCUGGUCUUAAUCUUUAGCCCAUAGGAUUUUCAAGAAAGAGCUCGAUCAUCUACAAGAAGAAGAGGCUCUUCCACAAGUGGGCCGGGCCCGAAAAUAGAUAAUGAGGGUCCAA